This is a messenger RNA of Trichosurus vulpecula (common brushtail), 1740 nucleotides long. It is a transcript of the gene NPFFR1, whose product is annotated as neuropeptide FF receptor 1. Gene Ontology annotation, molecular function: peptide binding; neuropeptide receptor activity. The transcript has 4 exons. Gene Ontology annotation, cellular component: membrane. Gene Ontology annotation, biological process: G protein-coupled receptor signaling pathway. Lineage: Eukaryota; Metazoa; Chordata; Mammalia; Diprotodontia; Phalangeridae. The record is from RefSeq and is a predicted model, not a curated record. The coding region runs from base 1 to 1740 and encodes 579 amino acids.
AUGGACGAAGAUGAGGGCGAAGGUCUAGACGCCCGGCAACACAACCCAACGCGUUCCUUACAGUCGGGGAUAGUGGGAGACUUUCUCUCCUCUGGAGGUGCCAGAUACAGGAAUCUACAAAGAACUCCAGAGGGCUGCACACUGGCUGCCGAAGAGACUGAGCUGGGGUCCCCCGACCUGCUCCAAACUUCUGGCUUGCCUACCGAUAGGAUUCUUCCCGUAACCCAAGUACAGUUGUCCCCUCCCCGCCUCGAAGACUGGGAGAAUCUCUACAAGAAAGCUCACUUGUACCUGCCAAAGGAAGCCCCCACCCCCAUCCAAAAAAAAAUCCUUCUGCCCAAGCAACCUCUGGAACAGAGGAGAGCACGACGCGGGAAGGCGGAGCCCAGCUCCCCGAAGGCAGAAUACGAUGAAAGUACCUCCUUGGUCCUAGAGGGAACCGCCCAGCCUGGCAACGACUCAUCCUUUGCCGACCAUGAGAACAGCACCCAGGUCCCCUCUCCUGGGAACCUCACCUUCUCCUCCUACUACCAGCACUCCUGGCCCGUGGCCACCGUGUUCAUCAUGGCCUACGUCCUCAUCUUCCUCUUGUGCCUGGUGGGAAAUAGCCUCGUGUGCUUUGUUGUGGUCAAGAACCGGCAGAUGAGGACGGUCACCAACAUGUUCAUCCUGAACCUGGCUGUCAGCGACCUGCUGGUGGGCGUCUUCUGCAUGCCCACCACCCUGGUGGACAACCUGAUCACAGGUUGGCCAUUUGAUAUCAUCACGUGCAAAAUCAGUGGUCUGGUCCAAGGCAUGUCGGUUUCAGCUUCCAUCUUCACCCUGGUCGCCAUUGCUGUGGAAAGGUUCCGCUGCAUUGUUCAUCCCUUCCGCCAGAAGCUGACCCUGAGGAAGGCACUGGUCACCAUCACCAUCAUCUGGGUCCUCGCGCUGACUAUCAUGUGCCCGUCAGCCAUCACUCUGACCGUCACUCGGGAGGAGCACCACUUCAUGGUGGACAGCCAGAACCGCUCGUACCCCCUCUUCUCCUGCUGGGAGGCCUGGCCUGAGAAGGGCAUGAGGAAGAUCUACACCACAGUCCUCUUCUCCCACAUCUACGUGGCCCCCCUGGCCCUGCUCAUCAUCAUGUAUGCUCGCAUUGCUUUCAAGCUCUUCAGGUCCCGGGACCCCCAGCCCGAUGAGGCGGCUAUGGAGAGGCAGCGCGCAUCCAGGCGGAAGGCCAAGGUCGUGCACAUGCUCAUCAUUGUGGCCCUGUUCUUCACUCUCUCCUGGCUCCCUCUCUGGUGUCUGCUGCUCCUUACAGACUACGGCCACCUGAGCGAGCAGCAACUGUACCUGGUCAGCGUCUACAUCUUCCCCUUCGCUCACUGGCUAGCCUUCUUCAACAGCAGUGCCAACCCCAUCAUCUAUGGCUAUUUCAACAGGAAUUUCCGCAGAGGCUUCCAGGCUGCCUUUCAGACCCAGCUUUGCUCCGUCAAAUGGGGAAAUCACAGGGAAGCCUACUCUGAGAGACCUGGUAGACUCUUGGCUGGGGCCCUGUGCAACCGAAUCUUUGUGGAGGUGCAGCCAAGUGAUUCAGCGCCGCCCACUGAGUCAGGCCAGAGUGGCGAUGUCCCGAGGAUGGGACGCUUCCCCCUGCAGAGUGGUUGGAUGGCCCAUCACCGGCUGGCCAUGAAGGAAGAUCUGGGUGGUCAAGGCUGUUCCCACGUACCCCUUAGUAUCCCAGCUUGGGAUAUCUGA